UUCAGUGUGUUAUCCAAACCCGAGAUGUCAACCUGAAUCCCCCAUAUUGCUCAUCUGUGUGCUUAGCUCCGGGACGACCUUGGAGCACCUGGCCAUUGUUCUUUUACCGAGCUUUUCGAGCAUCUCCAAAGUUGCCAGGCUGUGGAAGUUUGCUCUCGAGAAGCGAUGGUGAAAGUCAACCAAAUGGCGGUGCUCCAGGUGGCCACUAUAACAUUAGUGGUCCUCGGAAGCCUUGUGCAAGUGGCAAAAGCUGUGAAUGCGUGGGACGUCACAACCUGGACUCCCUCGCACGCAACAUUCUAUGGGGACGAUUCGGGUGCGGCCACCAUGGGUGGCGCAUGCGGGUAUGGAAACCUGUGGUGGCGCGGAUAUGGACUGGCGACGGCUGCUUUGAGCGAUACUCUCUUGAAUAAUGGCCUGACUUGCGGGGCUUGCUUCGAGAUAAAGUGUAAUAUAACCGGGGGUGAAUCAGGAAAAUGGUGCAUUCAGAGCAACCCUUCCAUCAAAAUUACGGCUACCAAUCAAUGUCCUCCGAAUUUCGACCGACCGACCGACAACGGAGGAUGGUGCAACCCACCGAGAACUCACUUCGACUUAUCCCUCAACAUGUUCAGACGUCUCGCUCAGACUCAAGCAGGCAUCAUUCCCAUUUCAUACAGGAGAACGAGGUGCAUCAAGACAGGCGGAAUCAGAUUUUAUCUAGGCGGGAAUGCGCAUUUCAACCUCGUGCUGGUGUACAACGUAGGCGGAUGGGGUGAUGUGAUGAAGAUGCAGAUGAGAGGAACGAAGACCGGAUGGAUCACGAUGAAGAGAAACUGGGGCCAAAACUGGGAAAGCUCGAUCAACUACACGGGCCAGAGUCUUUCAUUCAUCGUGACCCUGGGAAAUGGUCAGGUCCGCGUUAUCAGAAAUCUCACUCCAACAGUAUGGUACUUCAAGCAAACCUACGAAGCGGACACGAACUUCUGAUCUCGGACCUCGUGACCACCAGACUCAUCACCUUCAAGAUCAUUCGUGGAAUGUACAGAUAAUCGGCCACCAUUGAUUCCAUUCAUUGACCAUUGAUCCUAUUUGCUCCAAAUAAAGACUUGCAGCAUUUGCGAGCCUUAGGUACUUCAUUAUUCAGUACGUCACAUGAACAAUGCUCAGCAGAUCCGGCCGAUGAGACCAAAUACCGAAAACUAGUCUUUGUUGAGACAAGCUCCAUGAGGACAUGGCAGGCAGGCUGCCGGAAGUUAGCUCGAAUCCACUAGCACGACAUAGAACGAUAGGAUCUUGAAGUGAACUUCUCUGUCGUACUGCUGUGAGCUGGUCCGGUUUCAGAGGCGUUAGAUUAGCUCGUAGACUCCGAGUUCCAAGUAGCAGGACCCAGAAGCUAGAUUGCGCUCGACCUCUUCCAUCUUCGUUACGAGUAUCGAGUUCGAAUGCAUGCCUUGGAUCAAUCGAUCGAUGCAUGCACUUGAUACUCGGACUAUCCUUAGUUCCGUACGAAUUCCAGCUUCUUAUUGUGAGAAAGCUUCGAUGAAUUUUCGAGCAAUACGGAGGUCGAACUAAUUUUACAUGCAGGGCCAAUUGAUCAAUUACUGCACCAAUAAACGUGAUCUGUGAUCCUCUUGUAUAAAAAAUUAGAGACUGUAUAUAGACUUGUAAGUCAAUAAACUUGAGCCUUCACUUGAUUUCGCCC
This is a messenger RNA of Marchantia polymorpha subsp. ruderalis, 1684 nucleotides long. The record is from the annotation of a GenBank genome assembly. NCBI's taxonomy places the organism in Eukaryota, Viridiplantae, Streptophyta, Marchantiopsida, Marchantiales, Marchantiaceae.